This is a messenger RNA of Stylophora pistillata, 1582 nucleotides long. RefSeq lists its product as uncharacterized. The record is from RefSeq and is a predicted model, not a curated record. Gene Ontology annotation, cellular component: extracellular region; alveolar lamellar body. NCBI's taxonomy places the organism in Eukaryota, Metazoa, Cnidaria, Anthozoa, Scleractinia, Pocilloporidae. Gene Ontology annotation, biological process: respiratory gaseous exchange by respiratory system.
UGCAGAGACUUCGGUUUUCGAACACCAUUUUUAGCCUUUUUGUCUUUCUUAGGACAAGCUUGGAGAGUAUGAGAGAUAAUGUCGCCCAAGUUAAGAGACAUAGUGACCAGUAGAAGUUCCGGCCGUAUUAACUCCAGCAAGAUUUUUCCGCAAAGGAACUGUUAAGCCAUCCCAUACCAGCCUUCAGCAAUAAGCACAUUCCAAAGUGCUGAAACAUGGUUCAACUUCUAUCAUUUUGUCACGAUGUUUGUUAGAUACGGAUGAUAUAAAAGGAUAAGCUAUACACUGCGAUUCAUACAGUUUCUACGCUAGUAUAUCCUUUAAGAAACCGCGAGACACGGCCUUAAGCCAACAGGAAACUUUAUCGAGAUGAGAAUCAAGUUGUUCUUCUCGAGCUUUGCUCUUCUGACUGUCAUCGUUCAGUUCACCUUAUCGGCAUCUGUCGCAAAGGAAAAGGGCUCAGUGAGUAAAUAUUCAUUGGAGUUGUCGGAAGGCGGAAAAAAAUUCAAGGAAGAGAUAACAAUCGACACUACAAAGGGAACAGAGACUUUCCAAGUACCGAAGACAUCGCCUAAUGAAUCAGAAGGAAAUAUAAUCUACGAUUUCAAAAGGCAAGUGACAAUGAUUCAUCUACCAGUAGAAAAGGCUUGCUAUAUGGCAAGUUCAGUAGAUGGAACUGUCGCACCCACCGUUUUAAAGGAAGCUUUAGAGACGGAAACUCCUAAAACAGGUGAAGGCUUAACAAUUACCUCAACUGAAAUACAAAUGAAGGUUUUGGGACUGCUUGAUGAUCGUUCAGUGCUGAGUGCUGAAAUGGCGGAUUUGUGUGCCAAUCUGCCAAUCUAUGUGGUCGUUUCUCUGGAUAAUAGAGUUCUAGAUUGGAUCUUCAAAUUGAAGAAAAACUCAGAGAGACUUGAUCGUUUAGAGAAUAGAACACCUUGGAAAGCUAGAAUGAAAUUCAAGUUGUUGUUUUCGUGUCUUGCCUUGCUGGUCGUAUCUAUUCACUCAACCUUUUUCAUAUCAGAGGAGAAGAGCUCUGUGAGUAAGUAUUCAUUGGAGUUGUCGGAAGGCGGAAAAACAUUUAAGGAAGAGAUCGCAAUCGACAUCACAAAGGGAACGGAGACUUUCCACGUAUCGAAGACAUCGUCUGAUGAAUCAGCAGGAGAUAUAAUCUACGAUUUCAAAAGACAAAUGACAAUGAUUCAUAUGGCAGAAGAUAAGGCGUGCUAUAUGGCGAGUUCAGUCCAUGAAACUCCCACACCCGCUGUUUUAAAGGAAGCUUUAGAGACGCAAACUCCUGGAACAGGCGAAGACUUACCAACUACUUCAGUUGAAGUGCAAAUGAAGGUUGUGGGACUUCUUGAUGAUCGUUCAGUGCUGAGUGAUGAAAUGGCGGAUUUGUGUGCCAAUCUGCCAAGUUAUGUGGUCGUAAGCAGAGCUAUGAACGUAAAUGACGAGGAAGCUAUGAACCCAAAUGAAAUGGAAGCUGAUGUGGAAAAUGAUGAGGAUGUUGAUGGAGUCAUUGACGAGGGGGCCGAUGAUUUCCCUGAAAUAAGCGACCUAGAUGACAUUGCUCACGCAC